CCUGCGAGCCACUUGGCCACAACGAGGGCAGAGGAAGAGGACGAUGGGCUGCCUGGGGAUCAUGCUGCUGCUUGGCCUCACCUUCCUCCUUCAGGAGGGUCCGUCUGCUCAGGGGGAGGUGCUGCUCUUCCAAGGAUCUGGGCCUGGCCUGAGGCGGCAGAAGAGAGACUGGGUCAUCCCUCCGAUUCUUUGCUCUGAGAAUGAGAGGGGCCCUUUCCCCAAGAACCUGGGGCAGAUCAAGUCCAGCAAAGACAAAGAAAGCACCGUCUACUACAGCAUCACUGGGCAGGGGGCCGACAUCCCUCCGGUCGGCACCUUCAUCAUCGAGAGAGAAACCGGCAUGCUGAAGGUGACCCGCCCACUGGACAGGGAGAGGAUUCCCCGCUACGUGAUGUUUUGCCACGCGGUGUUAGCCAAUGGCCAGACAGCAGAGGACCCCAUGGAGAUCAUCAUCAAUGUUGGCGACCAGAAUGACAACCGUCCAGUGUUCACCCAGAGCGUCUUCGAAGGGUCCGUGGAAGAGGGAGCUAAACCAGGAACGUCGGUGAUGACAGUGACGGCCACGGAUGCAGACAACGCCAUAGACUCCUAUAAUGGCGUCAUCACUUACUCCAUCCUCAGCCAGGAACCGGAGCCGGAAAAACAGAUGUUCACCAUCAGUAACGAAACAGGCCUGAUCAGCGUGGUUGUGUCCGGUCUGGACCGAGAGAGGAUCCCCCAGUACACGCUAGUUCUGCAAGCGACUGACCUGCUGGGAGAAGGCUUGAGCACCACCGCGAAGGCUGUGAUCACCAUCACCGACGCAAAUGACAACCCGCCAAUCUUCGAUCCUUUAAUGUACAAUGCGGUUGUGCCAGAGAAUGAGGUGGGGGCCCUGGUGGCCACCCUGAAGGUCAGUGAUAAAGAUGAGGAGAAUAGCUUAGCUUGGAAAGCCAAGUACAGCAUCGUGAAAGGGGACGAGGAGGCGAACUUUGCGAUCACUACAGACCCGGACACCAACAAUGGUCUUUUGACCACGGCCAAGGAACUGGAUUAUGAGACCCAAAGGCAGUAUAUUCUCCAAGUGACCGUAGUAAAUGAGGUUGACUUCUCGGUCAUUCUCUCGACGUCCACGGCCACCGUCACCGUCAAUGUUGCCAACUCCGGCGAGGGCCAUCACACUUCCCUGAGCGUCCAUGCGCUGAAUGUGCUCACUGGCCUCCCUGCCACUGGCCUGGCCGUGCACCUCUCUCAGCUCCGAGACUCCAAUCAGGCCUGGAUGGAGCUCAUGACAAGCGCGACCAGCACGGAUGGGCGCAUGGACAAGAGCCCGCUGGCCUCCGUGCAGCUGGAGAGUGGCACCUACAAGCUGCGCUUUGCCACGGGGGAGUACUGGCAGCAGCAGGGCCUCAGCAGCUUCUACCCUUACGUGGAGGUUGUCUUCACCAUCACAAAGGCCGAACGGAAGGUGCACGUCCCGCUGCUGCUCAGCCCCUACUCCUACGUAACCUACCGGGGGAGCUAGUGCCAGAGCUGCGGCUUCCCUCAGGGCGGGGCUGCUGUGGGAUCCUGGGCCGUCCAGACGGGGCUGCCCCCGAGGCCAGCUGUGACGCUACUCAGGGCGUGCCUAAUAAAAGAUCUACCUUGAA
This is a messenger RNA of Notechis scutatus (mainland tiger snake), 1628 nucleotides long. RefSeq names its product cadherin-1-like. Gene Ontology annotation, molecular function: hydroxyisourate hydrolase activity; cadherin binding; beta-catenin binding. Gene Ontology annotation, cellular component: adherens junction; plasma membrane; cytoplasm. NCBI's taxonomy places the organism in Eukaryota, Metazoa, Chordata, Lepidosauria, Squamata, Elapidae. Gene Ontology annotation, biological process: cell migration; adherens junction organization; calcium-dependent cell-cell adhesion. The record is from RefSeq and is a predicted model, not a curated record.